GCUUCUGCGCUCUGGACCGACGCCUUCCACUCGGCGGCGGCCAGCACCGUGAACCUCAGCGACCUUGAGUGGUUCCUGCUCUUGUACGUGAAGCACAACCUGUGGAAAGAGGCUUGGCGAGAGGCCUCCAAGGAGCUCCGCGCCUCCGAGGCCCCGAAGCUCUCGCACUUCGGGGGCGCCGUGCGCCCUGGCCCUGGGGUGGGUCACGCCGCAGAGGCGGAGAAGGCGACGCUGGAGACGGCAGCUGCGCGAGAGGCACUCUUCGAUUGGGCACGGGACCGUCUCGGAAAGGAGAGGCCUUUCUUGGAGCCGCUGCCGGCGACGCAGACCGUCCUGCAGGAUAGCCACUGGAACGGGCUCCGGAAGAGUAUGGCCUGGCGCGUAAUGCUCCCACUGCUGGACUGUUUGGAGUCCGAGUCCGAUUUCCAGGGGGCGAUGGAGGAGCUCUUGGUGGCAGUGGACGACAGCCCGUGGAUGUUGAAAACAUUGGACCCGCAGCAUGCGCAAGCAUUGUUGACGCGGGUUGCUCGGAUACCGCCGGUUCCUGCUGUGGCGGGUCGAAGGGCCAAGAUGGCCUCGAUGUCUUUCAAAGUUCCUUUGUGCAGUCGCCUCAUUCCGGAGGAAGAGUGCAACCUGGCCAUGGUGGAUGGUGAGCUCAAGGUCGAUGAGGCCAACCUGGACCUCUCGCCUCCCGCCUUCACGGGCUGCAAGCAUCCGAUGCUGGGGACGGAAGAGUUGAAGCCCGGGGCUGCAAAGAAAGUCAAGGCCUGGAUCCUCCCCAUGUCGGGGCCUUUCCGUGUGGCUCCCGUGGCUUUUGGAAAUGCGGACCCCGAGUGGCGGAACAACCGUGCUCAGGCGCCCCCGGAGCUGGGUAUUGUGGAGGCGGACCCAUACGGAACCUCUAGCUCCAGGAAGUGCGUCUGGGCCAUGAUGCUGGUUUCCAUCCUGCUGAUCUUGCACGUGCAGCGCGAUCGAUACAUCGAGGCGCUUCGAUGGCACGGCGGAAUUAUGGACCACGGCCCUCCGCUGGCCUGGGAGGUCCAGCCGAUCGUCCUGGCCAACGACACCUACGAGGCCACCUUCCUGGCACCUUCCCUGCGCCGCGCCUCGACGUUCGUGAAGCUGGAGUCCGGAGCCCCCAUGGCCGUGAACGGACUGGCCAGCACCGUCUUUUCGGAUGAGAACUUUCAGAUCAAUACCACCGCCUGGACAGAGAAGGGGCCCCGGCCCCCUCACCUAAGUAGCGGUGUGGGGUCCCUAGUCGUCGGCUCCGCUGCGUUGCGAGGAGCUUGCCAGGGAGAUUUAGGAGCGCCCUGUUUGGUGGCCGUCCAAAGGGCCAUUGGGCUUGCACCGAAGGAGGGACAAGGUCUCACUGCCUGCCAUCGCUUCGUCGCUGGCCACACCGUCGCUUCUCUGGCGCCGCUCACCGGAGCCCUCUGCGUCAAGUCAUCGCAGAUCUACGCGGCCAUGGCAACAGCUACAGCCAACCGCUCGGAUGUGGUCCUUGCGUGGGAUCCGCGGGAUUCCCGUGCCAACUCUCGGCCAAACUCUUGCUUGGCUCUGGUUUCCUUCCCAAGCAUGCAAGUCAUGGGAAGCUUGGCGGUCGACCUGGCAUCGGCUGUACUGCACGAUAAGGUCACCGGGUCCAUCAUCAUGCUCAGCUUCUCUCCGUCUCAGACGAUCGUGGCAGACCAGUAUCAUGCAGCGACCUUGAAACCGAUGCUCAGAUACUCCAUCCCCAUCUCCGUCGCCUGGCUGCUGCAUGCACCGAAGAUGUCAGAUGGCUACCUCCUCUUCCUGGGAUCCGAAGCACCUUUUGUGGGCUCGAUCUUCGCUGUGGACCUGAGACGGCAGCUGAUCUACCAGCAGGACUCCCCACAGCCCGAUUUGAAGCCCUCAACCCCGUCCUAA
Molecule: messenger RNA, 1911 nt
Organism: Symbiodinium necroappetens
Lineage: Eukaryota; Dinophyceae; Suessiales; Symbiodiniaceae
Source: the annotation of a GenBank genome assembly